UUUUGUUGAUAAACAAAACAAAUUUCGAAUGAGAGAUAUAGAUUCUGAAGUUACGUUUCUUAUGAUGAAGAUUCCUUGUGUUAGGGUUUUUGCCGUUUAAAAAGUUUUGGAAAAAUCUUCCUUAUCCUAUUUUUUUUGCGCAGGCUUACUCGUGUAAACAAAACAGGCAGCGCCCCACACUGAUGCCGAAAUAUGACUGAACAAGCACCAUCCCAGGCUCAGCAGCUGACACCCUCAUCCCUCGCUUCCGGUUUAAACAUCGACGACCCGCGGGUCGAGAUCAUGGCAGACUAUCUGCUGCGUCGUUACCGACAGAAGCCCGACCGCUGGGUCAAAUUCUAUAACAAUCUUGAUAAUCACAAUGCCUUGUUGGAUUUCUUCAACAACACUGAGAAGUCUGUGGUCGUGUUCGUCUGUACGCCGGGGGCCAUCGAUUUCAGUUUUAACUGGCCGACAGACCCCCAAACUACGUUCACAUAUUUCCUUAAGAAAAGUGCCAACGCCAAGAUUAGUAAAGACAACUUUCGGGAUGAGAUGGUCUACGGGGAUAUGUUUCCUGGAGAGUUGGACCAAUUCUCCAUCUUCAUCAACAAGGUAGUGGAUCGCACCACAGCUAACCCUGCCAACAACGUGAAAUGGCCGACCGUGGUGACAGAUGACGUCAGACAACACACCCAGACCCUGAAGACGAUUGUUGAGAUCACCUCCAGCAGAGCCAAGGGACAGACGCUGCUACGUGUGCCCAAUGAGCUGGAUAAUUUCGAAUACCCGGAUCCGGAAAAUCCAAAAAUCAACCGACGCAUCUUGCACACCAUCGAGUCGACCAUAGUCAUGUGGAGUAAUGAGAUCCAGGAAGUGCUGAAGGUGCGAAACGCCGACCCCAUCCUCGAGGGCAAGAACCCCACCCCCAAUGUGGAGAUCCAGUUCUGGAAGCUCAGGGCUAAGGACUUCGACCAGGUGUACAAGCAGCUGACACACCCUACAGUGAAGAUGAUGGUACGCUGUCUCAAAGACGGCAAUAGUGUCUACUACAAGUCUUUCAAAGAACUUUACAGCAGCGUAGUAGCAGCGCUAGUAGAGGCGAACGACAACCUGAUGUACCUGACGGCCGUGAGGAACGCCAUCGAUAACAUCGAGCAGGUGGACUUUGACCUGUGUGAGCCACUACUAGGUCCCCUCAUGCACACCGUGUCGCUGGUCUGGGUCCAUUCCAAGCACUACAACACCCCGGAGAGGAUCACGGUCUUGAUGCAGAUGUUGUGUAACUUUAUCAUUGAAAUGGUUGACGCCUACCUGACCCCAGAGGAAAUGUUCAAGGGAGACAUGGUCGAGACCAUCCCUCUGACGAAGAUCGCCGAAAGCGUCAUGUCCUCCUUCCGAACAGCGUUCGACAUCGAGCGCGACAAGUUGGCCAGCAUGUUCCCUGAGGGCGAGACUGUAAGGCCCUGGAACUUCCAACCGGACAUCGUCUUCUCCCGGUUCAGCAAAGUCCACGAGAGGCUCAAAAUUGCCUACUACCUGAUGGACACGAACGUGAACUUCAUGAAGCUGGAGAAGGUGGAGUUUGGUGGCAUCAAGGGGAACUCACUGGGCGAGGAUGUCAUCGUCAUCUUCCAGGAGUUUGACGAGGCCUUUAAGCUCUUCACUGAGAGCAAGUACAACCCACUCGACUCGUCGGAUCCGGCUUUUAUCCGCAACUAUGAAACAUUCAAUAUGAUAAUGGCCGACUUCGAUCGAAGGCUGGCAACGAUAGUUUGCAAAGGUUACUUUGACUGCUCGGGCUUAGAGAUGAUAUUUAAGUUGAUCGAGAUGAUGGGCCCCCUGCUGGAGCGUGAGCUGAUCAUGAAGGACUUUGACGACAAGUACCCGCAGGUGGUGCUACAGAUGCACGAGGCGUUGGACACCUGCUUUGAGCUGUACGAGGAGCAGAUGGCCUACAAGAGGGAGACGGGGAGGAUGGUGGUGCACAAAAACAUGCCGCCCAUGGCCGGCGCCAUGAUGUGGGCGAGGGAAGUUUACAACAGAAUCUCUGUGUACAUGGAUAGUUACAACCGCCUGGAGCACCCAAUAAAAUACACUGACGAUUACAAACACAUCUAUACAAGACUGGACGAUCUAAAGCUGUUGCUGGAUCAAAGCGACAAAUACUACUUCAACACCUGGCUGUCUACUGUGGAUGAGAUCUGUUCGUUCAAUAUGGGUCAACCCCUGCUCACAAGGGACGAGCACUCCCGUCUCAUCAAAGUCAAUUUCGAUGAUAAGCUGGUAGCGGUACUGAAGGAGAUGAAAUACCUCAAGCUGAGAAACAAAGAAAUCAUUCCUUCUAUCCCCGAAGCCGUGUUCGAGAAGCGAGACAUGCUGUUUAAGUACUACGCCAACCUGAUGCUGAUCAUGCAGUUGUACAACCGGCUGAUCACCGACUCACUGCAUGUCGAGAAGCCGCUCAUUGCGCCACAUUUGGCGACUAUUGACAAGGACUUGGAGGCUGCUCUCACGACACUGGCUUGGGAGAAGACAGAUAUCUGGGACUACAUUGCGGAUAUCCUAAAACAAAUCCAAGAUCUCACAUCGAAAGUCCAGCAAACCAAAGAUAAUGUGGAGAAACUGAAGACCAUCAUGGCGACCUGGUCGCAGACACCUUUAUUUGAGAGGAAAGAGAAACUGGACAAUCUAUUAGGACUUGUUGACCGAGCUGAAACAGUUAAAAAGCGAUACAACGAAAUUACGUCGGCGGGAGUUGAAGUUCUGGAGUUGAUGGAGAUGAACAGAGAACUGUUUGAUGCUGAUGUAACAUCAGUACAUUGGCAAAAAUAUGUUGAUUAUCUUGAUGCCAUGGUUGUAGAUGGGUUUGCUCAUCUUAUAGCUUGUAGCAUGAAGUAUCUUAUAGAGAACUCCACUCCUGAAAAGACAAUAGGGCCAUUGUUUGAGGUUCUGUUAGAGCUCCAUGCCCCUAAGAUGACAUUUAUUCCUGACGUUGAACCAGGGGCACAGGGUGGAUUCUGGGAUUUAAUUGAAAGUUUAAUAGCAGAUAUUUAUACUCAAGCAUCUCUGAUACCCAGGUUAAAAUUAGGAGACCAGGGCACCUACGAGCAAGGAAUAGAGAGUAACUCAGAAAUUAUAGACUUGAAAGACAUGCUACUUGAUGCCGUUGAUAAGGUUAUUCUGGAAAUAAUGCAGUAUAGAGAUGGACUUAACUCUUACUCCAGCCUGUGGGUUGAAGACAGACAGGAAUAUAUGAAUUUUUUUCUAAAAUAUAACCACAAGCCGACACAAGAAGAAAUUUCUGUAGCAGGAGAUGAAGGAAUUCCAGAAUGUGCUCCCACAUUGCCUCAGUUUAAGGAAAUGAUUGAUUAUUAUGAGAAAUUGUAUGUUGAGAUUGAACAAAUACAAGCCAUUCAAGUCUUCUCCAAAUGGCUUCGUGUGGAUGCACGGUCAUUCAAGCAAGGUUUGCUCAACGUUGUCAAGCGAUGGAGCCAUAUGUUCAAGCAGCAUCUCAUUGAUAAAGUCACAGGAGGACUUGAUGGGCUGCAAGAGUUUAUUGUGAAAACUAACAAAGGCCUGUCUAAAGAGCCCAAAGAUGGGGACUACCACGGUCUCGUUGACAUCAUGGGUUUGUUGAACGCUGUCCGGGACAGGCAGCCUGAAACAGAUGUCAUGUUUGAGCCUUUGAAGCAAACUAUCGACAUGCUCAAACUGUGUGGUGUGGAGAUGUCGGAGAAAGUUUACCUGCAAUUAGAGGAACUUCCAGAUAAAUGGACUCAACUUAAAAAGAAAGUGAUGAUCAUGAAGCAAGCAGUUGUGCCCCUGCAACAAAACCAAGUCGCCAAAAUUAAAAGAAAGAUGGUGUCUUUUGAUGUCAAGCAGCACACCUACAGAGAAAACUUUAGAAAGUGUCCUGCUUUCUUUUUCAAUUGUACCAAGCCUUACAUAAUUAUAAAUGGUUGCCAUGAAGAAAUUACAGAAAUGGAAAAAGAAAUGGCGGAAAUGCAGGAGUCUGCAAAAAUAUUUGACGUGCAGCUUCCAGAUUUCAAGCAACUGAAAGUCUGCCGCUCAGAGCUGAGACUGCUAAAAAUUCUAUGGGACUAUGUAAUAAUGGUCAGAAUGAUGUUUGCAUUCUGGAAUAAUAUUCUCUGGGCAGAUAUUGAUGUUGAACAGAUGGAUGUUGACUGUAAAAAGCUGUCCAAAGAAAUUCGCACCUUGGAUAAAGAAAUGAGGUCCUGGGAUGUUUACCUGGGCCUAGAGAAUGAGCUGAAGAACAUGAUCACAUCUCUGAGGGCAGUUGGUGAGCUGCAGAACCCUGCUAUCAGGGACAGACAUUGGAACGAGCUCAUGAAUGCAACUCAGGUGAGUUUUGCCAUGAACAAAGACACCACGCUGGAAGAUUUGCUGAACCUGAACCUCCACAAGUUUGAGGACGAUGUCCAUGGUAUUGUGGACAAGGCUGUGAAGGAAACCAGCAUGGAAAAAACUCUGAGAGAGUUUGGUGUCACAUGGGCCAACAUGGCCUUCAUACAUCAUGAGCAUCCAAGGACCAAAAUAACUUUACUGACAGCCGAAGAAGAAGUUAUUGAGACUCUUGAGGAUAACCAAGUACAACUACAAAACAUGAUGACAUCAAAGUAUAUUGCCCACUUUCUGGAGCAGGUGUCUACCUGGCAGCAAAAGUUGUCUGUCACAGACCAGGUAAUAUCAAUCUACAUGCAAGUUCAGCGGACUUGGCAACAUUUGGAAAGUAUUUUUAUUGGAAGUGAAGACAUAAGAAAACAGCUUCCAGAGGAUACUGACAGAUUUGAAAGAGUUGAUAGCAGUUUUAAGGAAAUAGCCAGGGAAAUGAGUGUGACCACUAUAGUUGUGGAUGCUUGCACACAGCCUAGACUCUACGAAAGACUUGACCUGAUUCAGAAAGAGUUAGUCAAGUGUGAGAAAGCUUUAGCUGAAUACCUGGAAACAAAACGGCUUGCCUUUCCACGUUUCUAUUUCGUUUCAUCGGCUGAUCUCUUGGAUAUUUUAUCCAAUGGCAACAAUCCACCUGUGGUGGCUAAGCAGCUGACUAAACUGUUUGACAGUUUAGCUAACUUAGAAAUUAGUAAAACAGAUCCACCAACAGCCUCUGCCAUGUUCAGUAAGGAAGGGGAGAGAAUUAAGCUUGAGCAUGUGUGUGACUUGUCUGGUCAAGUGGAGGUGUGGCUCAACAGAGUGGAGGAUGACAUGAAAGCCACCAUACGUAAGGAGAUGGGGGAAGCUGUUACAUCAUAUGAGGAGAAGCCCAGAGAGAAAUGGAUUUUUGAUUACCCAGCACAGCCUGCAUUAUGUGGCACACAGAUUUGGUGGACCACUGAAGUAAACCAAGCUUUCUUCAAACUAGAAGAGGGACAUGAAGGGGCUCUCAAAGAUUAUCUUAAAAAACAGAUUGGCCAGUUAAACAGCUUGAUCAACUUACUGCUAGGAGACUUGAGUGUGGGAGACAGACAGAAGAUCAUGACCAUCUGUACCAUUGAUGUACAUGCAAGAGAUGUUGUCGCUAAGAUGAUUCAACUCAAGGUGGAUAACUCUCAGUGCUUUGUCUGGCUCUCACAACUCAGACACAGAUGGGACUUAAAAGAAGAUGAUUGCUUCGCCAACAUUUGUGAUGCCCAGUUUCGCUAUGAUAAAGAAUAUUUGGGAAACACCCCUCGUCUUGUCAUCACCCCAUUGACUGACAGAUGCUACAUCACCCUUACCCAAUCCCUGCAUCUCAUCAUGGGUGGGGCCCCGGCUGGCCCCGCGGGGACAGGGAAGACAGAGACAACCAAAGACCUGGGGAGAGCUCUGGGCAUCAUGGUCUAUGUCUUCAACUGCUCGGAACAGAUGGACUACAAGUCUGUGGGGAACAUCUUUAAAGGUUUGUCACAGUCUGGAGCCUGGGGAUGUUUUGACGAGUUCAAUCGCAUUGCUGUAGAAGUACUUUCUGUCAUAGCAGUACAGGUAAAAUCAAUUCAGGAUGCUAUUAGAGAAAAGAAAAAAAGAUUUAAUUUUAUGGGAGAAAACAUUAAAUUGAUAUCCACCGUUGGAGCGUUUAUCACCAUGAAUCCAGGAUAUGCUGGCAGGGCUGAACUUCCAGAAAAUUUAAAAGCUUUGUUCAGACCAUGUGCCAUGGUGGUGCCUGACUUUGAACUUAUUUGUGAAAUUAUGCUGGUAGCUGAAGGCUUCUUAGAUGCCAGACUGCUAGCCAGGAAGUUUAUUACCCUCUACAGUUUGUGUAAAGAACUGCUCUCUAAGCAAGACCACUAUGACUGGGGUCUAAGGGCCAUCAAGUCAGUGCUUGUAGUGGCUGGUGCACUCAAGCGUGGAGACAGGGGCAGGCCAGAAGAUCAGGUUUUGAUGAGGGCGUUGAGAGAUUUCAACAUUCCAAAAAUUGUCUUGGAUGAUAUGCCAGUAUUCAUGGGUCUCAUCGGGGAUCUGUUCCCAGCACUGGAUGUGCCCAGGAAACGAGAUAUAGAGUUUGAGACGAACAUCAAAGCUGCCACUCUCCAAUUGGCAUUACAGGCUGAAGAAAACUUUAUCCUAAAGGUUGUUCAACUGCAAGAGCUGUUUGAUGUUAGACAUUCAGUUUUUAUCCUUGGCAAUGCGGGCACAGGAAAGAGUUGUGUCUGGAAUGCUUUAAGGCAGACAAACAAAUAUCUGGGUAGAAAACCUGUAGCCAUUGACCUGGAUCCUAAAUCUGUUACAAAUGAUGAACUGUUUGGUAUCAUCAGCCCAGCCACCAGGGAAUGGAAAGAUGGGCUAUUCUCAGUAAUUAUGCGUGAUUUAGCCAACAUGACUGGGGAUGGGCCAAAAUGGAUUGUAUUAGAUGGGGAUAUUGAUCCAAUGUGGAUUGAAUCUCUAAAUACUGUCAUGGAUGACAAUAAGGUGUUAACGCUGGCCAGCAAUGAAAGAAUCACAAUGACAAGGUCCAUGAGACUUUUGUUUGAGAUCAGCAACCUCCGCACAGCAACACCUGCCACUGUUUCCAGGGCCGGCAUCCUCUUCAUGAAUGCUAAUGACAUCGGCUGGAAUCCCUAUGUACAGAGCUGGAUAGACAGGAGAGGUGUACAACAAGAGAAAGCCAACUUGACCAUUCUGUUUGAUAAAUACGUUGGCUCCAUCCUAGACUGUCUCAGAAUCCGCUUCAAGAAAAUCACACCGAUACAAGAGAUAGCACAUGUCCAGAUGUUGACCUACCUGCUGGAGUGCUUGCUGACAGAACAGAACUGUCCACCAGAAUCACCUAAAGAUUUAUAUGAAUUGUAUUUUGUGUUCUGUUGUGUGUGGGCAUUUGGAGGCACCAUGUUUCAAGAUCAGCUUUGUGACCACCGAGUUGAUUUUACCAAGUGGUUUAUACUUGAAUAUAAGACAGUCAAAUUCCCGUCUGCUGGGACUGUGUUUGACUACUACAUCUGCCCCCAGACACACUCCUUUAAACCCUGGACUAAUCUAGUGCCAAAUUUUGAAUUUGACCCUUCUCUGCCUCUCCAGGCUACCAUUGUCCACACUGCUGAAACUCACCGCCUGAGGUUUUUCCUGGACAUGCUGAUUGCCAGUCGCAGGCCUGUCAUGCUGGUGGGCUCAGCUGGCACAGGGAAAACUGUGCUGAUGAACAACAAACUGAAAUCACUCCCAGAAGAGUACAUGAUCGCCAACGUUCCCUUUAACUUCUACACGACCAGUGAGAUGCUGCAGAACAUUCUGGAGAAACCUCUAGAGAAGAAAGCUGGCAGAAACUACGGCCCACCUGGCACAAGAAAGCUUAUCUACUUUGUUGACGACAUGAACAUGCCAGAGGUGGACAAGUACUUCACAGUCCAGCCCCAUACUCUAGUGAGAGCAUGCAUAGACCACGCUCACUGGUACGACCGCCAGAAGUUGACACUGAAGGAGAUCCACAACACACAGUUUGUCUCCUGCAUGAACCCCACAGCUGGUUCUUUUACCAUUGAUGCUCGCUUGCAGCGACAUUUCUGUGUGUUUGCACUGAGUUUGCCAACUAAAGAUGCUCUGGCAGCUAUUUACUCCAACAUUCUCGGCCAACACAUGGCUCUGAAUAACUUUAACAGCAACGUCCAGCGCUACUGUAACAACUUGAUUCAAGGAGCUAUAGCUUUUCAAGCAAAGAUGAUGUCAAGUUUUUUACCAACAGCCAUCAAAUUUCAUUAUAUUUUUAACCUGAGGGACAUGUCCAACAUCUUUCAGGGCAUGCUGUUUGCUGGAGCCGAGACCUGUAAGACUGUACUACACCUGGUCAGGCUGUUUUUUCACGAAGCUGAGAGAGUCUACAAAGAUAAGUUGGUGGACGUUGGUGACAUUGAAUUGUAUGAUAGAAUCCAAUUGGACAUUUUGAAAAAGCUUUUUGAGGACCAGAAAGAAGAUCAGGUGAACGAGAAGCCAAAUAUUUGCUGCCACUUUGCCCAAGGGAUUGGUGACCCCCAGUACGGGUUCAUACCAGGCUGGCCCCAACUGAACAAGACCCUGAGCGAUGUCCUAGACAGCUAUAAUGAAGUGAACGCUGCCAUGAGCCUGGUCCUGUUUGAGGACGCCAUGUCACACAUCUGCCGCAUCAACCGCAUCCUUGAGUCACCCAGGGGCAACGCUCUCUUGAUUGGGGUGGGGGGGAGUGGCAAGCAAUCACUCUCUCGCCUGGCAGCCUUUAUUAGUGGCUUAGAUGUGUUUCAGAUUACUUUGAGCAAACAAUAUUCAAUAGCUGAUCUAAAAAAUGAUGUCAAUGGUCUGUAUAAGAAGGCAGGAUUAAAAGGACUAGGAGUUGUCUUCCUUAUGUCUGAUGCUCAAGUAGCCAAUGAGAUUUUUCUUGUUCUCAUCAAUGACUUACUGGCCUCUGGUGAAAUAGCAGAUUUAUUCACUGAUGAUGAAAUGGAAGAAAUCUUGGGAGUCAUGCUCAAUGAAUGUAAACAGGAAGGCAUUCCAGACACCAGGGAAAAUGCUUGGUGGCUCUUCAUUGAUAAAGUGCGAAAAAAUCUUAAGGUGGUCCUAUGCUUCUCUCCUGUUGGCAAUACACUGCGAGUACGCAGCAGAAAGUUUCCAGCAAUCACCAAUUGUACCAGCAUUGACUGGUUUCACGAGUGGCCAGAAGAAGCUCUUGUAUCUGUCAGCCGCAGAUUUUUGAGUGAUAACGAAUUAUUAGAUAACAACUUGAAGGUUUCCAUCUCCUUCUUCAUGUCCUAUGUUCACAAGUCUGUGAACGAGGCCAGUGCCAUGUACCUGAAGAAUGAGCACCGCUACAACUACACAACACCUAAAUCUUUCCUGGAACAGAUUGUCCUGUACCAGAAUCUGCUGACCAUGAAGAAUGAUGAACUGCAAGCCAGCAUCAUACGUUUAGAAAAUGGUCUUGAAAAGCUGCGUAGUACAGCAACACAAGUAGAUGAUUUAAAAUCCAAACUGGCAUCUCAAGAAGUGGAGCUGGCAAUAAAAAACACUGAAGCCAAUGACCUGAUCACAGUGGUCAGUGCAGAGACAGAGAAAGUCUUGGCUGAAAAAUCUAUUGCCGAUGUUGAAGAGGAAAAGGUGUCCAUCAUCACCACAGAGGUGGAGCAGAAGGCUGCGGAUUGUUCUAGAGAUCUGGCUAAAGCAGAGCCUGCACUCUUGGCAGCUAAAGAAGCCUUGAACACUUUGAAUAAGAACAACCUGACAGAGUUGAAGUCCUUUGGUUCUCCCCCUGCUGCGGUCACCAAUGUGGUGUCUGCCGUCAUGGUCCUGCUGGCGCCAGGUGGGAAUGUGCCCAAAGACAGGUCAUGGAAGGCGGCUAAAGCAUCCAUCAUGUCCAAGAUUGAUGCAUUCCUUGACAACCUCAUGUAUUAUGACAAAGACAAUAUUCCAAUGAGCUGCCAAAUUGCUGUAAAACCCUACUUAAAUGACCCAGAAUUUGAUCCAGAAUUCAUCAAAGCCAAGUCCAGUGCUGCUGCAGGCCUUUGUUCUUGGGUGAUCAACAUCAUGAGGUACUAUGAAGUAUUUUGUGAGGUGGAACCUAAAAGGCUUGCAUUAAAAAAAGCUAAUGAGGACUUAAACUCAGCCCAGACUAAACUGGCUGCUAUCAAAGCCAAAGUGGGAGCCCUGGAAGCCACACUGAACGAGUGUCAGGCUGAACUCAACAAGGCCGUGUCGACCAAGCAGAAGUGCCAGGAGGAUGCGGACGCCACUGCUGCCGUUAUAGAGCUGGCCAACAGGCUGGUCGGUGGUCUGGCCUCAGAAAAUGUCCGCUGGGCACAGGCCAUCAUGAACUUUCACGAAAACGAGAAAACCCUGCCUGGGGAUGUGUUGCUGAUUACAGCAUAUGUCUCUUACAUGGGCUCAUUCACUAAGCUUUAUCGUGUUGACCUUUUGGACAACAAGUGGAUUCCAUUCCUAAAGAAGUUGAAGAAUCCUAUUCCAAUAACUGAAAAUCUUGACCCACUGGUUUUGCUUGUAGAUAGUGCCCAGAUUGCUUGCUGGAGCAAUGAAGGUCUCCCCAGUGAUAGAAUGUCCAUUGAAAAUGCAACAAUACUGACAAACUGUGAGCGAUGGCCUCUCAUGAUUGACCCACAGUUACAAGGAUACAAAUGGAUAAAAACGAGAUAUGGGAGUAGAUUAAAGAUUGUCAGACUAGGGACUCAUGGCUACAUAGAUGCUAUUGAAAAGGCUGUGGAGACUGGAGAAAUUCUGUUGAUGGAGAACAUUGGCGAGUCUGUUGAUGCUGUGUUGGAUCACUUACUAGGGAGGAAUACCAUCAAGAAAGGCAGAGCUAUUAGGAUUGGUGAUAAAGAAAUCAAUUACCACAAAAAUUUCCGGCUGAUCCUUCAAACCAAACUUGGAAACCCCCAUUAUAAGCCAGAGAUGCAGGCACAGACAACUCUAAUCAACUUUACAGUCACCAGAGAUGGCCUAGAAGACCAGCUGUUGGGGGCUGUGGUGUCUAAAGAGAGACCUGAUCUGGAGAAGUUAAAAUCUGACCUGACCCGCCAACAAAAUGAAUUUAAAAUUAUUCUGAAAGGACUGGAGGACAAUCUGUUAGCCAGGCUGUCCACUGCGGAGGGAAACUUCCUCGGGGACUACGCUCUGGUAGAAAACCUGGAGACAACCAAACGCACUGCAGCAGACAUUGAGGCCAAAUCUGCCGAGGCUAAAAUCACAGAAGUGGAGAUCAAUUUGGCCAGGGAAAACUACAGGCCUGUAUCUGCCAGGGCCUCGCUACUUUAUUUCAUAUUGAAUGAUCUGGAUCGUAUUCAUCCUAUGUACCAGUUUUCAUUGAAGGCCUUCAGUGUGGUGUUUGACAAGGCCAUUGAUCGAGCUGAGCCAGCAGAGACAGAAGAGGAGAGAGUGAAAAACUUGAUAGACUGCAUCACCUUCUCCACCUACGUCUACACCUCCCGUGGACUUUUUGAGCGGGACAAACUUAUUUUUGGAACUAUGCUGACCUUUCAGAUUUUGGCCCAACUGAAAGAAAUUGAUAUGGAUGCUUUAGACUUUUUACUGCGAUACCCUGCCACAUCUGAUGUUCCCUCUCCUGUUGAUUUUUUAAAUGACUUGAGUUGGGGAGGAAUAAAGGCCUUGUCUGAGAAAGAAGCUUUCAAGAACUUAGAUAAGGAUGUGUUAGGUUCAGCCAAGCGCUGGAAGAAAUUUGUGGAAGGUGAGGCACCCGAGAAAGAAAAAUUUCCACAAGAAUGGAAAAACAAAACUUUAAUAGAAAAACUGUGCAUGAUGCGGGCUCUACGACCAGAUCGAAUGAGCAACGCAGUCACUCAAUUUAUCGAGGAAAGUUUGGGACAUAAAUAUGUUGAAAACCGCUCCGUGGAAUUUGGGAAGUCCUUUGAAGAAUCAGGGCCAGCAACUCCUAUGUUUUUUAUACUGUCCCCUGGUGUUGAUCCCCUUAAAGAUGUAGAAAAGUUGGGCAGAAAACUGGGCUACACCACAGCCAAGGAGAAUCUCCAUAACAUUUCACUGGGGCAAGGGCAGGAAGUUGUGGCAGAGAGGGCUAUUGAUGUGGCUGCCAAAAAGGGACAUUGGGUUGUUUUACAGAAUGUUCAUCUAGUAUCAAGAUGGCUUCCAAACUUAGAGAAAAAGCUGGAACAGUACUCUGAAGAAAGUCACUUGAACUACCGACUGUUCAUCAGUGCUGAGCCAGCAGGUUCCAGAGAGUAUCACAUCAUGCCACAGGGCAUCCUAGAGUCCUCUGUCAAGAUCACCAACGAACCUCCCACUGGCAUGUUUGCUAAUUUACACAAAGCAUUGGACAAUUUUACACAGGACACCCUAGACAUGUGCUCUAAAGAGGUUGAGUUCAAGGCCAUCUUGUUUGCCCUGUGCUACUUCCAUGCCGUGGUGUGUGAGAGGAGGAAGUUUGGUGCCCAAGGCUGGAACAGAGUUUACCCGUUUAACGUGGGCGACCUCACCAUCAGCGUCAACGUGCUCUACAAUUAUUUGGAAGCCAACAACAAAGUACCAUGGGAAGAUUUGCGUUAUCUCUUUGGUGAAAUUAUGUAUGGCGGCCACAUAACAGAUGACUGGGAUCGUAAGUUGUGUAAAACUUACCUGGAGGUGUACAUGAACCAAGACAUGAUAGAUGCAGAGCUAUUUUUGGCACCAGGCUUUGCAGUGCCCCCCAACAGUGACUAUGAAGCAUAUCACCAAUACAUUGAUGAUGAGCUGCCCCCAGAAAGCCCCUACCUGUAUGGGCUGCACCCAAACGCUGAGAUAGAAUUCCUCACCAAGACCUCAGACAACCUUCUGAGAACUGUCUUUGAGAUGCAGCCCAGAGAUGCCUCUGGAGACUCGGGAGAAACAGUUUCAAAAGAAGAAAAAGUAAAAGAGAUCCUUGAUGAACUGUCAGAGAAGUUGCCAGAACCAUUCAACAUUGAGGAAAUCAUGCAGAAGGUUCCCCCAGAUGAAAGAACACCUUUUGUGGUGGUCGCUUUCCAGGAGUGUGAACGGAUGAACAUGCUGACAGGAGAAAUCAGGCGUUCCCUUAAAGAGUUGGAUUUAGGCCUGAAGGGAGAGCUGACCAUCACUGUUGAAAUGGAAAAUCUCAGCAAUUCCCUGUUUUUGAACAAUGUCCCAGAGAGAUGGGAGAAAAAGGCUUACCCUUCUCUGUUUCAAUUGGCCCAGUGGUAUGGUGACAUGCUGCAGAGAGCCAGGGAACUAGAAAGCUGGAUUGGAGAUUUCAGCCUUCCUGCCAGUGUGUGGCUGGGGGGGUUCUUCAACCCACAAAGUUUUUUGACUGCUAUCAUGCAGCAAACUGCCAGAAAGAAUGAGUGGCCACUGGACAGGAUGUGCCUCCAGUGUGAUGUGACAAAGAAAAGUAAAGAGGAGAUGUCGGGGCCACCCAGAGAGGGGGCCUAUGUUCACGGGCUGUACAUGGAGGGCGCCAGGUGGGACGUCCAAACAGGUUUCAUCGCAGAGUCUUUCCUGAAGGAGCUGACGCCAAGGAUGCCGGUCAUCUUCCUGAGGGCUAUUCCAGUAGAUCGGGUUGACCAACGCUUGGUCUAUGAUUGUCCUGUUUACAAGACAAAAGGCAGGGGUCCAACUUUUGUUUGGACAUUCAGGCUCAAGACCAAACUAGAACCUUCUAAGUGGGUGCUGGGUGGUGUAGCGCUGCUGCUGCAAGUCUAAGCUUGUGGCAGUUUUCAAACCCAGGAACCAAAAGUUCCAGUAUGGAGUAUAUCUGCAUACAUAUCAAUAACUGCUUAUAUUGAUUAAUUCCAUUAUAUUUGUUUAAUUUUUAAUCUGUGAAUGUUGACUACACUGACUGAUGACAGCUCCACAGAUUCUUAAA
Messenger RNA from Physella acuta, 13777 nucleotides. Its product is annotated as dynein beta chain, ciliary. Lineage: Eukaryota; Metazoa; Mollusca; Gastropoda; Physidae. Gene Ontology annotation, biological process: microtubule-based movement. The record is from RefSeq and is a predicted model, not a curated record. Gene Ontology annotation, cellular component: dynein complex. Gene Ontology annotation, molecular function: dynein intermediate chain binding; dynein light intermediate chain binding; ATP binding.